UAACCAAACUCAAAUUAUUACAGUUGGGUUCUGCUGGAUUCUUUAGAGCCCUUCCUCCGUCUAUAAUUUUAUUUCAUUCAAAAGUGCCACUCUCACAAAAUUGAAAACAACGACGUCGCUUAGAGGUCCUAGAUAAACCUUAAAACCUGCAAAUCCGUUUCUCCUCUGCUUCUCUAUGAACCCUUUAUGUCAAUCCACCACCGCGGCGAGUGACAGUUAACGGCGACUGGGUCUACCAUUUCUGACCAGUCAGCAUAUCAUAUUAUCAUACCAUAUCAUAUAAUGGGAGCAAUUUGAAGAAGAUUUCAGCUCCAAACUUAAAUGAUGCAGCUGCUGUCACUGUCACUGCCACAAAACAAUUGUUUCCUCAGUAAGUCCAGCUUUCUCCCAUCUGCACCCAGAAUUUAUUUAUUAAAUAGUAAGAAAUCCAGACAUGUUUCUCUUUCUAUCUCUUGUUAUUCUACCAAAAUUGUUCGUGAUGCUAAACUUGACAAGCAUGUUGUGAGGCAAAACAAGAUACGCUUUGUUCAGAAGCUCAAGACUUUGCUCCUUUCCAAACCAAAACACUAUAUUCCUCUUCAUAUCCUUUCCAAAUGUCGCUCCUACCUUUCGCUUCCUGAUCGCCGUUCCAUUCGCUCCAUGAUCCUUCGAUAUCCUUCCAUUUUUGAACUCUUCACAAUCCCGAUACCACAUUUGCCAUUCAAUGCUACAAAGCCAUAUUCUCAACUAUGUGUUCGUCUAACCCAGUCUGCAGCAGCACUGGCUGCUCAGGAACUUGAACUGCAAUCAGCCAUUGCUAACAACUUGGCCACCAAGCUUCAAAAGCUUUUGAUGCUCUCUUCACAUCACCGGCUCCUCUUAUCAAAGUUGGUUCACCUUGCCCCAGAUCUUGGCCUACCCCCUAAUUUUCGGUCGCGCCUCUGCAAUGACCACCCUGAAAAAUUUAAGACUGUUGACACCUCUUAUGGCCGUGCAGUUGAGCUUGUAACAUGGGAUGCACAGUUGGCUAUUCCUUUACCUCGUGCUGAUGCUUCACUUGAUCUGAUAGUAGAUAGACCUUUGAAAUUUAAGCACCUGAGACUUCGAAAGGGGCUUAAUUUAAAGAGACGUCACCAGGAUUUUUUGAUCAAGUUUGAAGAACUUCCGGAUGUGUGUCCUUAUAAGACAUCUUCAGAAGAAUUUGCUAGAGAGUCUGUUGAAGCAGAAAAGAGAGCCUGUGCCGUGGUAAGAGAGAUCCUGGGAAUGACAGUAGAAAAGAGAACUUUAUUGGACCAUUUGACACAUUUCAGGAAGGAAUUUGGAUUUUCCAACAAAUUGAGGGGAAUGAUUAUUAGGCACCCCGAGUUAUUCUAUGUUAGUGUAAAAGGUCUUAGAAAUUCUGUGUUAUUGGUUGAAGGAUUUGAUGACAAGGGUGUGCUUUUGAAGAAAGAUGAAAUUUCAGCUAUGAAGGAUCAGUUGAUGAGGCUAGUUAGCCAGUCAAAGACAAUGAGAAGAGAAAGAAGAAAUGGUAUUGUGAUGAACACCAAUGACAUUAGAGAUUCUGAUGAUGCCAGUGAUGAAUUUGACGAUAUCGAUGAUGAUUAUGAUGAUGGUUUUGAGAACGUGUUUGAGUCUGAAGAUUCAGGUUUUGUUUACGAUUUUGAUAAUGAUCUGCAUGCGAGUUGUGAGAUUGCAAGCCAUGGUGAGCACGGAGGAUUUUGGACUGUAGAUGGUUCCAAUGAGGAAGGACGAUCUUCUGAACCUUGGUAACCACUGAAUGACAUUGUAUAUAACUACUUAAAAUUGUAUACUGUGCCAUUUAAUGUAUAUUGCUAACUGAUUAUCCAUAUUUUUGGAAGAAAUGAAUAUACAAUUACAAGUGAA
Molecule: messenger RNA, 1863 nt
Organism: Ricinus communis (castor bean)
Lineage: Eukaryota; Viridiplantae; Streptophyta; Magnoliopsida; Malpighiales; Euphorbiaceae
Product: protein WHAT'S THIS FACTOR 1 homolog, chloroplastic
Exons: 2
Coding region: 322-1749 (475 amino acids)
Molecular function (GO): RNA binding
Source: RefSeq, a predicted model, not a curated record